Messenger RNA from Triticum urartu, 1412 nucleotides. RefSeq names its product methylesterase 17-like. The record is from RefSeq and is a predicted model, not a curated record. NCBI's taxonomy places the organism in Eukaryota, Viridiplantae, Streptophyta, Magnoliopsida, Poales, Poaceae. Gene Ontology annotation, molecular function: methyl salicylate esterase activity; methyl indole-3-acetate esterase activity; methyl jasmonate esterase activity. Gene Ontology annotation, biological process: salicylic acid metabolic process; jasmonic acid metabolic process.
AUGGCAGGGGAGCAUUUUGUGCUUGUUCAUGGGGAAGGUCAUGGAGGGUGGUGCUGGUUCAAGCUCCGGUGGCUCCUUGAGGGCUCCGGCUACCAGGUGACCUGCAUAGACCUUGCUGGAAGCGGCGUAGACCCCACCGACCCCAACACUGUCCGGUCAUUCGACCAGUAUGACAAGCCGCUCCUGCGCCUCAUCUCCGCCUUGCCGGAGGGCGAGAAGGUGAUUCUCAUUGGGCAUGGCAGUGGAGGGCUGAGUGUGAUUCACGCAAUGCAUGAAUUCGUUGACAGAAUUAAGCAAGCAAUAUUUGUGGCAGCUGCUAUGCUGCCAUUUGGACUUCAGACUGAUGAAGAUAAGAAAGAUGGCUUACCAAGUUUGCCUGAGAAUGAGACCGAGUUGACAUUCGGUGCAGGAGCAGAUGAUCCUCCAACUACCGUCGCCUUGAGAUUAGAAUUCCAGCGUGAUCGACUAUCACAGCAAAGCCCUGAGGAGGAGUCAAUACUGGCUUCAAUGCUGAUGCGCCCAUGGCCUGCAAGUGCUAUUGGUACUGCAAGCUUUGAAGGAGCUGAUGAGAGAUUGAAUCGAAUAAAGCGGGUUUUCAUAAAGACACAGCGUGACCUCAUGCUGGACCCUCAGCAGCAAGAUUCCAUGAUCAAGAAGUGGCCACCCAGCGAGGUUUUGGUCAUAGAUACAGACCACAGCCCCUUCUUCUCUGCACCAGAACAGCUCUUUAACCUAAUAGUCAAAUCUCUAUGAUGGAAAUAUGCAGAUUACUGAACUCUCUAUAGUGGGUCUGUUCAAAUUCUUGUAACAUGACAUAUACUAAGUAUCCGAGUUAGGAUAACAUCUUUGUGAAGCAUGUUUCUCAGGGAAUCUUCAAGACAAUUGGAUAAAUGGUUUAAGGGUGUAAGUAAAGCUGGUUUAGGGUAAACAUUACCAUUCAAUUUGUAAGCAAGUAACUCAAAUCAGGCCUACGUAAUUCCCAUUUUAGAUAAGCUUACGUGUUAUUCCAAAAGAAAAAGGAAAAGAAAAGGACUGAGUCAAAGGUGCUGAAGUGUAUAUAUGGAUUGCCUAGCCCUUUUCAUCAUUUCGGACGUUCCACUGCCUAGACAUGAAGCUUAACCUGGUAUCAGAGCCUAAGGUCUUGAGUUCAAGUCCUGGCUUUCGCAGUUAAUCCAAAAAUUGCUACUGCCCCCCUCUAUGUCCAUGUAUGACCUCUUGAGCCAUACCUCUGAGUCUAUUCACAUAUUGACUUCCCGCGUCACACGUAAGAGGAAGUGUUGAAGUGUAUAUGUGAAUUGCCUAGCCCUUUCCAUCAAUUCGGACUUUUGGUUGCGUUUAGUCUUUAUCUUUUCUCAGGAACCAGCAUUAGCCGCUGAUAUACAAGCCAACCAAGCAGAAUGUUUUACCUUAAC